GCUCAACGCCUCAUUCACUUGCACAUCGCCCAACAACUGCACGCCCAUACACAAACGUCUACUUCACGCAAUCCUCCGUAUAGACAAAUUCCGAUAGCGAAACCAUGUCUAACCUCAUCGAUGCCGACGCGGGCACCGAGCGCUUCAGCGGCUAUGAAGCCGAACUCAAGCUGGUACAAGCCGACCUCAGCCAGCAGAUAGAGCAGAUCAAAGAAACGACGGGCGAGCCCAGGAAGGCCGCCAUCAGCAGGGCAGAGCGUGCGCUGGAGGAGGCCGAGGAGUUGAUUGGCCAGAUGCGCCUCGAAAAGUCAAACAUUCCCGCCAAUCUCAAGUCCAAGUACAACGCGCGCUUUCGCAACUUUGAGCACGACCUCGAUACCAGCAAGCGUAAGCUGCAAACAUACACCUCGGACCGCUCCAAGCUCUUUGGCGACCGCUACACCGACAGCCCCGAUGGCGGUGACGCCCAACUCGAGCAGCGUCAGCAACUCCUCUCUGGCACAGAUCGCUUGAACAGGUCGAGCAACAGGUUGAGGGAGAGCCAGCGGAUUGCGCUCGAGACGGAGCAGAUUGGCGCCAGUACACUCGGCGACUUGCACAGACAGAGGGAACAAAUCACGAAUACAAGGGAGAGGCUGCUCGAGAGCGAGGGAUACACCGAUCGGAGUAUCAAGACUCUGAGGGGAAUGGCGAGACGGAUGGCCACGAACCGCAUCAUUACCAUUGCCAUUAUAACCGUCCUGGUGCUGCUCAUUAUCGCCGUCAUUUUCAGCAAGUUCAGAUGAGCGCACCCGCCGCCCCAUCCUCCUUUCUAGCUACGAUUGCGUGACUUGUUUCCUGUUUGGCGUUUGGAGCAAACAACUGUGUAUAUUACAUGGGGCCACUUUCUCGUUAGGGGAAAGAGAGCCGAGUCAUGAUAAUUGCGUUAAAUGCAUUACUACUCCUUGUACUGUCUCAAUCAAGACUUUGGCCGUCUUGAGCCGUCUG
Messenger RNA from Bipolaris sorokiniana ND90Pr, 987 nucleotides. RefSeq lists its product as uncharacterized. Gene Ontology annotation, molecular function: SNARE binding; SNAP receptor activity. Gene Ontology annotation, cellular component: ER to Golgi transport vesicle membrane; Golgi apparatus; SNARE complex. The transcript is spliced from 3 exons. Lineage: Eukaryota; Fungi; Ascomycota; Dothideomycetes; Pleosporales; Pleosporaceae. Gene Ontology annotation, biological process: vesicle fusion with Golgi apparatus; intra-Golgi vesicle-mediated transport; retrograde transport, endosome to Golgi. The coding region runs from base 105 to 785 and encodes 226 amino acids. The record is from RefSeq and is a predicted model, not a curated record.